Molecule: messenger RNA, 1085 nt
Organism: Capsella rubella
Lineage: Eukaryota; Viridiplantae; Streptophyta; Magnoliopsida; Brassicales; Brassicaceae
Product: BEL1-like homeodomain protein 11
Exons: 4
Coding region: 58-927 (289 amino acids)
Biological process (GO): regulation of transcription by RNA polymerase II
Molecular function (GO): DNA-binding transcription factor activity, RNA polymerase II-specific; RNA polymerase II cis-regulatory region sequence-specific DNA binding
Source: RefSeq, a predicted model, not a curated record
UAUAUAUGUAUGUUGUGGAGCAAAGGGAGUAACAAAAACGUCUCCAAGUAGAGGAAGAUGGAUGAGUUUAGAGUAAGACAUGAGUGUUCAUCUCUUCGUGGUACUUUGUUGGAUUCAAGAUAUGCCAAGGCAGUGCAAUGCCUUGUAGAAGAAGUUAUCGAUAUAGGUGGUAGAGAUGUUGAGCUCUGCAACGACAUCCUAAUCCAACAAAUGUUUCCAGGAAGGAGAAGAUCCGGGUUUGGUUUGUCUUCCGAAAUCAAAUCCGAACUUUGCAGUGCAGGUUUCAUGUCUUUGCCUGAGAAUCAUGAGAUUCAUAUCAAAAUCACCAAGCUUCUCAGUUUGUUGCAACAGGUAGAAGAAAGAUUUGACAUGUACUGCAAUCAAUUGGAGCAAGUGAUCUCAUCAUUUGAGGAAAUAGCAGGAGAUGGAUCAUCCAAAGUAUACACCGGUUUAGCUCUCCAAGCCAUGACUCGUCAUUUCGGUAGCCUUGAAGAAGCAAUCAUAUCUCAGCUCAACUCUGUUCGUCGGAGAUUUAUCAUCUCUCAGCAAGAUGUGCCCAAGAUCAUCAGCUCUGGCUUAUCACAGCUCAGCUUGUUCGAUGGGAACACUUCAUCAUCACUUCAGCGUCUUGGUUUGGUUCAAGGACCACAGAGACAUGCUUGGAAACCCAUCAGAGGCUUGCCUGAGACUUCCGUUGCGAUUCUUCGAGCUUGGCUCUUUCAACAUUUCUUGCAUCCUUAUCCGAAUGAAGCAGAGAAGCUGGUGUUGGCGUCUCAAACAGGACUUUCCAAGAACCAAGUAUCGAAUUGGUUUAUAAAUGCUCGAGUUCGACUCUGGAAACCGAUGAUAGAAGAGAUGUAUAGAGAAGAAUUUGGAGAUUCCUCAGAUGAAUCCAUGCAAAGAGAAGCUAAUGAUGAUUCAAACUGACUGAAACAAUUAAAAACAGAACAAAUGUUCUCUGUCUAAUUAGAUCUAUGCUUCUUCUUUUCAUGAAUUUGUUAGUCAGUUUUAUCUCUUCUUCUGUAUGUUUCUCUAUCUUUACUCUUCCCCAAAGUCAACAUCGUACUGUGCACUGGAUUCAAGUU